AUGGAAACAAGAAGAAGUUUAAAAGAAAAAUAUAAUCAAAAAGAUUUCGAUACAUCUAUACAGAUUGUUCAAAAUAAAAAUGCUGGCCACAAACAAACUAAAAACAAAAACGGAGAAGCAAAAAAUGUAUUGAAACACUCAGCUAGCGAAAAAAGCAAAGCAGGAAAUAAAAAUAAUAGAAAAGGUUUACAAGAAAAAGAAAAUAAUUCUUCUAAUUUAAAAGAAGAUUUGGAAAAAAAUAUAAAAAAUAAAAGAACAAAUAGUAAAGACACUGCAAAGAAUAAUAUAAAAAAUAAUGUUCCGAGGAGGAAAGAGAAAAAAAAUAAUAUCUUAAGCAGUACCUUAUGUAUAGGAGAUGAUGAUAAAAAGGAAGAAGAUAAUGAUGAUAUAGAAGAUAAAUAUGGUGAUGAAAAAGAUAAAUGUGGCGAUGAAAAAGAUAAAUGUGGCGAUGAACAAGAUAAAUGUGGCGAUAAACAAGAUAAAUGUGGCGAUGAACAAGAUAAAUGUGGCGAUAAACAAGAUAAAUGUGGUGAUAUAAAAGACAAGUGUGAUGAUAUAAAAGACAAGUGUGAUGAUGAGGAUGAUAAUCAUAAUAUUAGUAGGCGUUUAAGCAUAUAUGAAAAAAAAAACAUUGAUUUUGAAAAAAGGAAACAUGGUACCCACAUGAACAGAAUAACGAAGGAAGAGAAACCUAGUAACAUCUCUUGUAUUAGAGGGAAUAACAAAAAUAAUCAUAAGGCAACAUCCAAGGGUAAUGAUAAUAAUAAUAAGGUGGGAGGUACCCAAAAUGUGGCCGAAGAAAUAAGUACAACGAAAGGAAAGUUAAAUAAUAUAAAGAAAAGUAAGAAUAAUAAUAAAUGUGAUGAUAAUAAUAUUAAUAAUAAUAAUAAUAAUAAUUGUGAUGAUAAUAAUAAUAAUAAUUUUGAUGAUAAUAAUAAUAAUAAUAAUUUUGAUGAUAAUAAUAAUAAUAAUAAUUGUGAUGAUAAUAUUAAUAAUAAUAAUUGUCAUGAUAAUAAUUAUGAUGAUGAUCUCAUUGGUCAUAAUAUAUUUGAGGAGAAAAAAGAAAAUCUAAAAGAUCUUUUGAAAAUAAUAAAUUAUAACAAAGAAAGUAUGAAUGAUCUAUCAGAUGACAAGAUGGAAAAAAAACAUCUUGAUAUAGAUAAUGUUUUAUCUAAUCUGUGUAGUGAUAACAAUAUAUGUAGUGAUGAUAAUAUAUGUAGUGAUGAUAAUAUAUGUAGUGAUGAUAAUAUAUGUAGUAAUAACAAUAUAUAUAGUGAUGAUAAUAUAUAUAGUGAUGAUAAUAUAUAUAGUGAUGAUAAUACAUAUUGUGAUAAUAAUAUAUAUUGUGAUGAUGAUUAUAAAAAAAACAGAUUAAAUGAAAAGAACAAACAAAAGCAUUCGAGCUGUUUUGAUAAAACUUUAGAUGAUCUAUCUAAAAUUAUUCAAAAGAAUGAAGAAAACGAUUUGAAUAUAAUUAAACAAAUAGAUGAAAUUAUAAUAUCGGAAAAAGAAUCAUCACAAGAUUCUUGUACAAAUGUUUUAAACAAAAUUAAAAAGGAAAGAAAUUUAACAACUCACAAGGAUAAUAUAAAAAAUGUAAAAAGUGUUGAAAAGAUACGACAUAGAGAUGAUAUUGUGUUAUGUGAUGGUAAGGCAGGAAAGCAGGGAGUAGAGAAAAAGGGGACAAAGGAAAAUAAAGAGGUAGAUAAAAUAUCGCAUGGUAAGUUAGAAAAUAAUAAUAAUAAUAAUAAUAAUAAUAAUAGUAAGAAAAAUACAAGCAUAAAUACAAAUAUAAAUAUAAAUACAAAUAUAAAUAUAAGCACAAAUAUAAAUAUAAAUACAAAUAUAAAUAUAAAUACAAAUACAAACAUAAACACACACAGCAACACACACAGCAACAACAACACAACAAUUUGUAAUAAUAUAAAUAGUAAGAUUGAUAAGGGACAUCAUAAUAAUGUUCUUAAAAAAUCAGAGAGAAGUAAUAAAAAAGAAAACGAAGAAGAAAACAAUAGCGAUGAUGAUGAUGAUAAUGAUAGUUAUAAUUCCAUAGAAAUAGAACCAUUAACUCAUAAACUUAGUGAGAAUAAAUCCAUAAAUAACGAACAACAAAUUAUUUUGAACAGAAGUAUUAAAAGACGUUUAUCACAGAUAUUAGAUAAUAUGAAAAAAAAGAAAAUUUAUAAAAUGAUAAAUAACGAGAAUGAUGAUUAUACAAAUAUAUGUUUUAGUUCACAUGAUAUAAAAGAGAAAUUAAUAGAACGUGUGAUGAUAAAUAAGCUAACAAAAAUAACAUGUCAUGAAAAUGAUGAUUUACAUAAUGAGUAUGAAAAUACGAAUUAUUAUUUAGAUAAAAUAAAUCUAGAUGUUAUAUAUAAUAAAUUACAUUAUGAUUUAUAUAAAAAUGAAGAAGAAUUUCAUGAUGAUGUUUUUGUAAUGUUUCAAGUUUUAAAAAAAAUGAUUGAAGAAACAAAAGAUAAAAAGGAACAAAUGAACCUUUUUAACCUAAGAAAAAAUGAAUUAAAAAAUUAUGAACAAGAAUUUUAUAAAAUGUUGAUAUCGAUUAGAGGAACGAAAAGUGCAAAUAAAUUUAUGAUGGAUCAAAGACGUCAUCAUGAAAAAGAAGAAAAAUAUUUUUUAAAAUUUUUUAUAGAACCUGAGAAAUUAUCUGAGCAUAACAAUGAAAAAGGAGUUCCUUCAAACAAAAAUAAAACUACUAGUAACAAUAAUAAAAAUAAUAAAAAUAAAACAAAUAAAACAAAUAAUACAAAUAAAACAAAUAAUACAAACAAAACAAAUAAUACAAACAAAACAAAUAAUACAAAUAAAACAAAUAAAACAAGUAACAAUAGUUAUAAUAACAAUAGUUAUAAUAACAAUUUUGUAACGGAGGAUGAUACUUGUACCCAUAAUAAAUAUAAGUCGUCCAUAUCAUCCAACAUGUUAAAAGGAUUAAGUUUAGAGAAUCAUAAAAACAAUCUAAAAGAUGGAAUAAAUAAAGAAGAAGUUUAUGAUAUUAUUAAUAUUUAUAUAACGGAUGAAGAAUAUGAUUUGAAUGGUAAAGGAGGUGAAGAUACUUAUAAAGAUAACAUAUCAUAUGUUGAUAAUAUGGAUACUAUAUCAAAUACCGUUUUAUUAUCCAAACCGGAUAAUGUUAAUAUUAUAAAUAAUAACGAAGACUUACAUUUGGAAUCUUCAAUUAAUAUUAACCAUUCAAACAAUAAUACAAAAUGUACAUAUAAUGAUAAAUGCUCAUCAUCAAUUUCAAAUUCUCAUGAUCCUAUAAAGAAUAACGAUCUGUUGAAUGCUCAAAAGGUUUUAUAUCCAAAUUAUAUUACUUCUGUUCAAAAUGUUGAUAAGAAGAAUUUAUAUGUAUUGGAAGAAAUGAAUGACCAUAUAAAACAUAGUCUGGGUUAUGACAACACAUGUUAUGAUAAUAAUAAAGAUGAUAUAAAAGGUGAUAAUAAUAAUGAUGAUGAUGAUGAUAAUAACAACCAACAUAAUAAUUAUAAUUAUAAUGGGGAUGAAAAGAGUGUUAGCAAAGCAGAGAACUCAAAUAAACGAUUACUUAAACAAUGGGAAAAAAUUCUCAGAGAUAAUGUUUUAAAACUUUUAAAAAACGAUAAUAAUGCCUUUUAUUUUAAAACACCUGUCUUAGAAGAUAUUAAUAUUAAUGAUAAUAUAAAAGAAGAGUACAGAAUAAAAAUUAAGAAACCUAUGGAUUAUAUUACCAUAUCUAGGAAUUUAUCAGAUGGUAUAUAUAAAGAACCUAUUGAUUUUUAUCAUGAUAUGAAAUUAAUUUAUAAAAAUUGUAUAGAUUUUAAUCCUGACAUCGAAGAAAAUAAAUAUAUUAUCGAAGCUGCUAAAAGUAGCGAUAUGAAAUUUGAAUUUUUAUGGAAUAAAUGGAAAGAGAAAAUAAAUAAUAAUUUUUGUGAUCUAAAUAAUAAUAUAUUUAAUGAAACCUAUUACAUAGAAUUUUUUAAAAAAAUUACCAAAAAAAAAAAAAAACAUAGUUCUAUUUAUACAUUGUGGAUAGAUUAUCUUAUUAGUAAUAAUAUAGAUAUACAAGAAUUUUCUAAAUUAAGAAAUAUUAAUAUUAAUGAAUUAAAUAAAAAAUGUAAACCUAAUAUAAAUAUUAAUGAUAUUAAUUUAAUAAAUUAUAAAAAAUUAAAUAAAAAUAAUCUGUUAUCUUAUAUAUUCAAAGAAGAAUAUAACAACAUAGUUAAUACAAAAAAAAAAUCAUUAAAUGUAUCAUCGACUGCGUUUGUGGAUGAACAUAUAGAUAAUCAUACAAAUAAAUAUGUAACACAAAUGAUUGAAGGAAAUGAUUUAACAAACUUAAAUAUACAAAUGAAUCAUGUGGAUAAAUCCAAUUAUGAUAAUAUCAAAAAUUGUAAAGAUAAUAUUAGUCAAUUAUGUAACUUAUAUGAGAUGGAAAAAAAUCAUCAUUUAAACCGAACACAUAUGUCAUAUGAAAAAUUUAAUUUAAAAGAUGACACACAUCAUAGUGACGACAAAAAACAUUCAACAGAUCACGAGAAUUCAAAAAAACAUAAUAUGGAUCAUAUUAAUAACUCUCCUAUACAAGAAGAAAAAAAUAAUAAAAUAAAAAUUGUUUUAAAAGAUUCAAAUGUGGUAAACAAUUUUGAAGAAAAUAUGCAACACAGGAAUAAAUCGGAAGAAAAAAAAUCUACCAAAAUGUUAAAGAAAAGAAAACGAAAUAAAAAUGUAAUUCUUUUUGAAGAAAAUAUUUUUGAUAAUUAUUUGGAAAAUAAAAAGAGCUGUAUGUUGAAAUGUGAGAAAAAUGUCUUUAUAACCGACUGUUUUUAUUAUAAAAAUAUUUUUAGAAACCUGCACGAGUUUAUUGAUGAUAAAUCGACUGAGGGGAAUGAUGAAAAAAGGAGUUCUCAUCAAAAUGGUACAAGUUGUGAAAAUGUUAUAAGUAAUGAAAAUGUGCAUAAUGAUGAUAAUGUAAACAAUGAUGAUAAUGUAAACAAUGAUGAUAAUGUAAACAAUGAUGAUAAUGUAAACAAUGAUGAUAAUAAAAAUAAUGACGAUAAUGUAAACAAUGAUGAUACUAAAAAUAAUAAUAUAAACUCUGGUGAUGUGGAACAAAAUGAUAUUCGUAACCUAACCGAAGAAACCAAACCUAUUUACGAUAAUAAAGAAAAUAUUAAAAAAUUAUGGAAAGAAAAAAUGACCACACUUUAUAAUUAUGAUAAUACAAAUUGUAAAAUACACGUAUUUCAUUAUUCACCAAAUGAAGAUAAAAAUAAUACAUAUAUUACAAAUGAUGUCAAUAAUGUCAAUGAAAAUUUUAAAAUUCAAUCUACCCAAAAAACAAAUAAUGUGCAUGAACAAGAUGGAAAUAUUCUGACUGUUCAGGAAAAAACGAAAGAUUUUAUGAACAAGUCAUGCAAUAUUUCAAAUGAUGAUAAAAUAUGUAUACAUAUAAAAAAAAAUAAUAAUAUUCCAAUGAGUAAUAUACCAAAAAAUGUGUUUAGGGGUUUUUCGGAAGUUUAUCAAGACGAAAGUUCUUCAGAAGAUGAAAAUAAUAUAAAUGAAAAGAAUAUAAAUGAAAAGAAUAUAAAUGAAAAGAAUAUAAAUGAAAAGAAUAUAAAUGAAAAGAAUAUGAAUGUACAUAAACAUGCAACAAAUGAUCAAAUAAACGAAAGUUAUGAAUGUGCUUCUUUCAACGAUACCUUAAAAUGCGACGUGGAGUAUGAAAAGAACGUCCCCGCAUACUUUUUAACUUAUGGAAAUAUUAUUAAUAAUAUAAUUUCUAACGAAGAGGAGACACAUCAAGCUAAUAUUUCUCAAAUGAAAAAUGAAAAUAAGAAUUGUAAUGUUUAUGAUAAGGAUAUGUCUCAUACUCAAAUGGAAAGGAAUGUAGCGAAAAAAAGUGAUUAUAAUAAUGAGAAGAAAAAAAACGAAGUUAUAUUGAAGCAUACUAGUGAGGGUAAUGGUAAUACUUAUAAGGACGAUAAAAAUUAUGAUGAUAAUAAAAAUUAUGGUGAUAAUAAAAAUUAUGGUGAUAAUAAAAAUUAUGGUGAUAAUAAAUAUUAUGAUGAUAAUAAAAAUUAUGGUGAUAAUAAAUAUUAUGAUGAUAAUAAAAAUUAUGGUGAUAAUAAAAAUUAUGGUGAUAAUAAAAAUUAUGGUGAUAAUAAAAAUUAUGGUGAUAAUAAAAAUGAUGAUGAUAAUAAAAAUUAUGAUGAGAACCUUAUGAAUAGUGACGAUUCCAUUCUUUUCAACAUAAGUAACAAAAAUUUUUAUAAUUUUCAUUUAUUAUUUAAAAAGGAUGAGAAAUUAAAAAAGGAGUUUUUUUUACAAAAUAGGAUAAGCGAAAAGACCUUAUUAUUAAAUUUGUAUGUUGAUUAUAGUAGUAUGGAAGAUACAUCUUUUUUCCGUAUAAAUAAUACGAAUUUUUAUAAUUAUUAUUUUGAUGAUUAUUUUUAUUUUUUUAUAAAAUCAUGUUAUGAUUUAGAUUUAUAUAUAAAAAUUCAGAGAAAAAAUAUCUUCUUAACUGAUGAAAAGUAUUUCGAAUUCUUAAAAAUACACAUAAUGAAUAAAUCUACAAAAAAUAAAAACGUCCCAUUUUAUUUGUGUAAUAAUUCUGUAGAACAAAAUAAUAAUUUAAUACAAGUUUUACAAAAGUGUUUUAAACAUUUUAAUUUAUAUAAUGGAAAUAGUUCAAGUACCUUAACUUUAUAUGAUUCUGUAAAUGAAAUAUCUUUUCUUCUUUCACAAAUAAGGAUAUAUAUAAAGGAAAUAGAUAUUUUAUUAAGACUUGAUAUUAAUAAGAAUACAAACACGACGACAAUAAGUAUUUUAAAAAAAAAGUUUGGAGUAAUGGCAUAA
Molecule: messenger RNA, 6858 nt
Organism: Plasmodium falciparum 3D7
Lineage: Eukaryota; Apicomplexa; Aconoidasida; Haemosporida; Plasmodiidae
Gene: BDP3
Product: putative bromodomain protein 3
Source: RefSeq, a predicted model, not a curated record